This is a messenger RNA of Brassica napus (rape), 4464 nucleotides long. RefSeq lists its product as uncharacterized. The transcript has 3 exons. The record is from RefSeq and is a predicted model, not a curated record. NCBI's taxonomy places the organism in Eukaryota, Viridiplantae, Streptophyta, Magnoliopsida, Brassicales, Brassicaceae. The coding region runs from base 173 to 2341 and encodes 722 amino acids.
UUAAUGAAAUUAUAUGUGUGAUCAGAUCUGCUUGGUUCAAAGCAAUAUGCUUUUGUAGUCUCUAUGAUUUCAUGCAAACGAGAACUAUCGGUUGUUUUUUUUUUCCUGAUGUUAAAUCUCAUAUUUAGGCUUAUUUGUUUGGUGUUUUGUUGUUGUUAGGUGACUACAACCCAUGAGAGAUCUAAAUCCAAUGAGUUCUUUUGGUAACUCGCCUGUUAUGUGCAGCUGGUGCGGAAUUCAUAUUGCACACCAUCAAUGGCGGGAGCAUGUUCAAGUUUGUCAUGGCGCUUAUAAUCAUGCAAGUGUUGCUAUGGCCACCACUCAGGCUAGCAUUGCUAUGGCCACCUCUCAAGUCAGUGCUCAGGGCCAUGGUGUAUCUGCUGCAACGUUGACUCAAGGGCAAUGGUAUCAACAACCAUAUCAACAGUACUACGAAAACUAUAUCGGAGACUACAUGCAACAACAACCGAUUCAAUGUCAAAGUUUUGCUCCACAAAAUCAAGACGCUUAUAAUGAGGCAAGUGUUGCUACGGCCACCACUCAGGCUAGCAUUGCUAUGACCACCUCUCAAGCUAGUGCUCAGAGUCAUGGUGUAUCUGCUGCAACGUUGACUCAAGAGCAAUGGUAUCAACAACCAUAUCAUCAGUAUUAUGAAAACUAUGUCGGAGACAACAUGCAACAACAACAACUGAUGCAACUUCAAAGUUUUGCUCCCCAAAAUCAAGUAAUCUAUGUGCAGGUGCAGCCACGGGUUCAUCAUGUUGCUCAAACCGAUCACUCUCAGAUGCAACCUCAACCACAGGUCCAAUCUCAGAGUUUAGCUAUGCAUCAACCUCAUGAUGCAUUUUCAUCACCUAAGGACAACAAUGUUCAGGAUAGUCUGGCACAAAACACUAUUGGUCAGUGUCAGUCAAACCAUCCACAUGCAUCUUGGACUGGUCUGAACCCUCAACCUAACCAGACAAACCAAGUUGAAGCUCCCCCAAACAAUAUGUUUGAGUAUCAUGAAGAUCAUUUUGCUGAACAGGUAACACAUGUUCAUCCACCUCAACCUAUUAUUCUUAUUCAAAAACAACAGCCUUUGAUACCAAGUCAACUAACGAGAGAUCAAUAUACAAUGCAACAGGUGCUUAAGUAUGGAGGAGCGUCAGUCCCUGAAAGCUCAUAUAUGCAUUCAUUACAUCAACUAAUUUUGUCAAAUCCUUCAUUGCCGCAACAACAAACAGUAGCAUCAACAACUGAUGUCGUUCAUAAUCAGAUGCAUCAGGAAGGCCCUUCCUAUAAUCUCGAUAUAGCUCUGCAGGAGCAUCAACAUAUUCCUACAAUUCUUGGGGUUCAACCAAACAUGAACCAUUUUUCCGCUACUGCACCGCAGGUGGGCUUAGGACAUGCUGCACCGAGCUUGCAAAGGAUCCCAAAGCAGGUACAUUGGCCACCUUUGGGCCCAGAUAAAGUAAUUCAUAUAUAUGGAAAUAAAGAUGAUGAAGCAGUUAUGGAGGGUUCAAUCUCUGAUUCAACCAACGAUUUAUAUAAUGUGUUACGUGCUGCUGAAGAAACUACAAUUAAUUUUGAUCAUAAGCAUAAAAGAAAGCUUACUGAGGCUUGUGAUGAAUCUGUCCACCAAUCAAAGAUUAUUGUGGAGGGCAGUGAAAUAAAAAUUGGGCCUCUAGGCAAGCAAGUGAUGGAAGAAAAUGUUGAAAAUGACUGUGAAAACCUGGGUAAGAGUCUUUUAGUAGAUGUUGGAAAUGGUUGGGAAGACCUAGGUAAGAGUAUUUUAGUAGAGAAAAAAGGCCUAAACGAUGAUCCUUCUCUGGAUGGUACUCUACUAACGAACCCUAGUCUGUUAGACCAAGAUGGACCUCCACAGCUGAGCAAUCUUCCCCAGCAUUACCUCACGAUUUCUGAAAAAUCUAGAGGUCGUUCUGCAAAAUCAUUGGAUAGAGUAUUUGACCAGAGAUCAUCGGUUAGGAGUCAUGAAAAGCAUGAGACGGGUUUCGAGCUAAGACCUACUUUAAGAUCCUCUCAGCCUUCCAUGGACUUGGGAGAAGGACAGUUCAGACAUGGACCAAGAAAUCCUAUACGUGAACACCUUGGGAUGCCUUCUCAUGGAUAUGGGCCUUCAGGGGAUAGAUUUGCUUUGCAUAGGAGUGAGUUUAAAGGUCUUGGAAAUCUUCAAAUAGGAGAGAAGGUAAUUGCUGGUGAUAAGAUUGGAGCAGUGGAUAGUAAUAAUGGUUUUAGGCUUGGAGAUGUUGGAUCUCAGAGUAGAUAUACCUUGCAAGGAUAUCCUGGUGAUGAUGUCUCGUUUCCAGUUAAGGUUUUAGUAUUUAAAUUUGCCUCUUAAUCUUUUUUUUUUUUGCUGUGUCUCCACAUUUUCAAGAUAUUUUAAAAACUUGCUUUUCAUGUAUCUAAUUUGUAUUUCUUUUCUUUUUAGGGAGACUGGGCGACAAAACCUUUUGAGGGUUUAGAUUUUCACUCCCAGACAAAGAAGCAUCAACAGAAGUCUAUGGAUAUGGUCUCCAUGAUGAAGCAUAAUGAAAAGAAACAUAAAAUGUAUGUCUUUAAAGCUAUUUUACAUCAAGCUAUCAUGAACUUAUAAAUUUUAAGUUGACAUGCAUUUUUUGUUUGUUUGUUUGUUUGGUUUAUCUGCUAGGGCUCCUUCGGGCUCUUCUCAAUUUGGUAAUCAAAACAAAAAUGAAGAAGGCAGAUUGAAAGGUUCAGGAGAGAAAGAGGAAAACCGGUCCAUUGUGCAUCAUCCGUAUUAAUAAUUUGGCUAAAAACUGCUGGUGAACAUUCUCCAGCACCUCCUAUCAUAUCAGACUUUUUUUUUUAUUUACAACUAUCAUAUCAGACUUUUUCUUAUUGACAACUAUCAUAUCAGAUUUUAUGCAAUAUUUUUACUAAGACAUUAUGAAAUUUGAGUCAUAAGUUUCUGUUUACUUCUUGUAUCUCCAUACUAUGUAGUUACAGCUUUUUGUUAAGGUUGUCAUUAUCGAGUGAACAUGGAUUUUCCUUCAUAUUUUUAACUUGCAUUGCAUUAUAGUAGCAUGAAAUACUUAAUGCUUCGGUAUGCUAUGUGGUAGUAAAAAAAUUACAUGUCCAUGCGAACUAGCUAGGGUGUCAAAAUAUCUGCGAACAGUAAGCGAUCAAGUCGGUUGGUAGUGAUUGGGCAGAUGCCAAGUUAUGAGAGACCUUGAUUUUGACAGUUAACCUAAGUAAAGAAACAGUAUAUGUGACCAAGCAUAUUUACACAAUGAAACUAAAGAGCUCCAGUCUAUAGUACUACAUGGUUUUUUUCUUUCCUGCGGAAAGUGGAUAGAUAAAUAUAUAAUUAUAUAUCUAAUAAAUGAAAUCUUGAUUUCUUUUUUUUUCUUCAGUCCCCACGCAACCCUUGUCAUAUUGCUACCCAUAGAAUUUACAGGUAUCACAAAUAAUGUACCAGAUCAAUUAUACUUGUUAUUCAGACCCUAUUCUUUAAUUAGUAGCUUGUGCAUGUUCCACAUCUUUCCCAUACAAAUUCUACCACAUUUGGAGUUUGUGGUGUGCGUAUUUUGUCGCUGAUUUAUAAAUAACACAUUACCUCGAUUUAUUGUUUUGGCAGAAACAAUAACUAAUUUAAUUGAUUUUACGAUUUGACAUGAUUAUAUAAUUUUAAGGUUAAUAAUAUUAUAUAAUAAUUACAAUAACAAAUUUAAUUGAUUUUUAUAUUUGUAUUAAGGGUAAUUACGUUUCUAGAUUUUGAAAUGCAAAUUUUGCAUCUUAACUCUAUAUUUUCCUGCAUCUCAAAAAUCUAAAUGUUACAGAUUUUGUAUCUAAAUGUUGAUACAAAAGUUUACAAACAAACAAUAUCUGAAUAGUUUCAUCUAGAUAUAGAGUUUGGAUACAAACGAACAUCGCUUAAACCCCUGAAGAAGAACAAGAAGUAAUGCAAGCCAAAAGGUUGUGCACAAAUUGAAUAUCUGAAUCUUUUUGAGGUAUUCGUGAUCCAAUCUAUUUCGUCCAAAUAAUUAAUUAUCCGAUCCGAGCUGUUCCGCAGCUAUUCAGAUAUUUGGUGUUUGAUAUCUAAUUCAUUAAUAUUUUAAUUGGAUAUCUGAUUUGAUCAAUAUAAAUAAUUUAAAAAAAAACUAAAACUAAUAAAAUCUCAAAAUAAUAUAAAAUAAUUGUACUUGAUUAUAAAAUAAAAUUGAUUUAGUUUUAUAACUCUAAUAAGUUAAAUAAUCAAUUUUAUAAAUAAAAUAUUUAAAACUUAUAUAAUAUAUAAUAAUUAUAUAAUUCAUUAAAUACAGGUAUGUAUAUGCAUGAUCGACCGAAUAUUCAUUGUUAAAAUAUUAGUAUUAAUGAGUUGUUUCGUUUUUUUACGUAUAGUGAAUAUUAAUAUGUGAUUUGCUUCGUAGAGUAACAAAAUCCAUUUUUUUGUUCGAAUCAAAACGGAUAAUUAACCAAAUCAAAAUUUUUUGUUCAAAUUUU